AUUUUUUUUGCUCACAUGCAUUCUUUCCGGUGUCUACAAAGGAUGAAUAAUGACGGCCUCUGUCUGCGGCUCGGGGUUAUUAUUCCAUGUGACAGCCUCCGGCUGCGCUGGGCUCCGAUCUGCGGCUCUCCUGCCCGGCAUUGCAGGGAAGAUUAGGAUAUGGGCUGGGGGACUAUAAACGCGGAGGGAUAGAGAGAAGAGAGCAUUCCAUCCUGCUGAGGAUCUCUCAGUGAUCAGCAUUAUAUCCUGCUGGGGAUCUCUCAGUGAUCAGCAUUCCAUCCUGCUGGGGAUCUCUCAGUGAUCAGCAUUCUAUCCUGCUGGGGAUCUCUCAGUGAUCAGCAUUCCAUCCUGCUGGGGAUCUCUCAGUGAUCAGCAUUCCAUCUUGUUCGGGAUCUCUCAGUGAUCAGCAUUCUAUGCUGCUGGGGAUCUCUCAGUGAUCAGUAUUCCAUCCUGCUGGGGAUCACUCAGUGAUCAGGAUUCUAUCCAAUUCGGGAUCUCGUAGUAAUAUGGAUUCCCUCCUGCUGGGAUCUCUCAACGAUAAGGACUGCACGCUGCUGGGGAUCGCAUAUUAAUAAGGAUUCCCUCGUGCUGGCGAUCUGGUAGACAUAAGGAUUCCCUCCAGGCUGGGGAUCUCCCAGUGAUAAGGAUCUCCUGCCGAUCUCCAGCAGGCCCCGUGUCUUCUCGUGUAGCAGAGCUGACCCCGCUGUCACCGGGAUCUCCCAUGUCAACGCUAGAAAAAAAAACUGAGUCCACCCACAUGCACGGACCGUUAAAUAGGCAAGUCCCGUGUGCAUCUGUCAGUGAGACCGCGGCAGGCAGAGGCUGAGCAAGCAGCAGGGAUCUGAACUGAUGGAAGAACCAAAGGUUGCAAAACAGAAGAAGACAUGGCACAAGAAGGUCUUUUUCAUCCUAGGAGUUCCGUUAGCCUUGGUGGUUAUUGCUUUAGUUAUAACUGCUGUUGUGCAGAAUAAACCUCUCCCAAAGAAUAUUAAGUAUGGCAUUGUGUUAGAUGCUGGCUCCUCUCAUACCAGCCUGUAUAUAUACAACUGGCCUGCAGAGAAAGAAAACGAUACCGGCAUUGUUAAACAAGUUGAAGCGUGCAAAGUUGAAGGGAAUGGUGUAUCUAGUUAUUUCAAAGAGCCCGUCAAGGCCGGGCUUUCUCUUCAGACGUGCAUUAACAAAGCCAAGGAGGUGAUUCCACAGAGUCAGCACAAGGAAACACCAGUUUAUUUAGGGGCAACAGCUGGGAUGAGAUUGCUCAGGCUAGCUAACCACACAUUGGCUGAUGAGGUCCUGUCAUCGGUGGAGAACACUCUGCGUUCCUCUCCCUUUGAUUUUCAGGGUGCCAGAAUAAUCACAGGGCAAGAAGAAGGAGCGUAUGGGUGGAUUACUAUUAACUAUCUGUUAAACAACUUUAUACAAGAUUCAAGCAGGUUCAAUAUUUUGCCAAAUUUUAAAAAGGCUGAAACAUCAGGUGCUCUGGAUCUUGGAGGAGCCUCAACACAGAUUACUUUUGUAUCCAAUGAAGAAAUUGAAUCUCAAGAAAAUUCCUUGCACUUCCGCCUGUACGGUAAAUCGUACGAUGUCUACACGCACAGCUUCCUGUGUUACGGGAAGGAUCAAGCUCUCCGGCUGCAUCUAGCUGAAACCAUACAAAAUACAAACAAUGACACCCUUUUCGAUCCAUGCUUUAACUCAGGAUAUAGACGGAAUACGAGCACAACUGACCUGUACAGCAGUCCCUGUGUGUCUGAACUCAGAACACUUGCUGCACCAAUGAACUUUGAGAUAAAGGGGACAGGAGAUUACGACCUAUGCAAGAGAAACAUUGAGUCAAUCUUCAACACGACACAAUGCACUUAUUCUACAUGUUCAUUUAAUGGUAUUUUUCAGCCAAUGCUACAAGGGAAAUUUGGGGCAUUCUCUGCUUUCUUUUUUGUGAUGGAUUUUUUAAAGAUCAACAAGGAACAGGUCUCUCUUGAUGAGGCUAAAGAACGGGUCCGAAAACACUGUUCCAGACCUUGGGAUGAGGUAAAAGCAGAAUUCCCAAAAAUAAAGGUGAAGUAUCUUAGUGAAUAUUGCUUUUCUGGAGCCUACAUCUUAAUUCUCCUUGAAUAUGGAUAUGGCUUUACAGCAAAAAAUUGGAACGAUAUCAGCUUUUUGGGAAAGAUCGGUGGAAGCGAUGCUGGCUGGACUCUGGGGUAUAUGCUGAAUCUGACCAAUAUGAUCCCAGCUGAGUUGCCUCCAUCUCCACCACUGUCUCACGGUGGUUAUGUUGGACUUAUGGUGUUCUUCUCCAUACUUUUGUUUUUCAUCCUUUUGACUUGCUGGUUAUGCUUCCGAAAACCAUGUCUACAGAAAGGGAUCAUCUAGGAUUAGACACAAAGACACUGCCAGCGGUUAAUUGAGUACUUCUACGGACAGUUGUCUGCUGUUUCAGGAAAAAAGAUUCUUGCAGGCUGGGUUUUAUCAAGAAGAAUUCAACAUUUUUAUGAACACAAUGAACUUAAAAGUCUGAAAUAUGAAAUAACUAUAUAUGUGGAACUGAACUCUUGAACGGGUUAUUUUUUUUAUGAACUUCAUGCUUUAUGAAGAUUGUAUUAACAUUGCCUUUUCAAGAUACAAUAGAAGACUGUGAGUAGGGGAUCAAAUCAAUGGACAUACAAAUGGGGCUUGUUGUCAAAGCUACAAAAACUGAUCUCAGGUUACAUCAUAGUUAGCGCUAUUAUUGUAUUUUUAUAAAUCCUAGUCAUUUAUAAUAGGUUGCUUUCCUUUGUCCCUGAAAAGAAAGGCACACUCCUUUGCUACUGUUGGUGUACUCGAGAUCUCAGUACAAUUCUAUAACAACAAAAACACAAUACCAGAUUUCACUGUGGGGUGUGUUCUCCAAUAGACCUUACACUGUGUCUUAGCUUUGUGUAUAAGUCUUUUUUUUUUUUUUUUUUCUUUUUUAUGUUAAUGGUCUUACCUCAUCCGUUUUCAGUUUGUCGUUCAUUAUGAGUUAUAAAGAAGUUUAAAGUUGGUUAAUCUCUAUAGUCAUCAUCUGAAAAUGACUUUCGUUCCAAGAGACAUUUCAAGACAAAAAUAUUCCUGCUACUUUUCUUUCUCUGUCUCUCGUUUCUUUAUCUCCUGGCUGUUGCGGCUCAGCCCAGACAGUAAGAUGCCUAUGUAACAGACAAAUGUAUUGAUUAAAUAAAUGUAUGGUUGGAGUUCCUUAGCACAUGCACUACAGAAA
Spea bombifrons (plains spadefoot toad) is the source of this 3235-nucleotide messenger RNA. It is a transcript of the gene ENTPD1, whose product is annotated as ectonucleoside triphosphate diphosphohydrolase 1. NCBI's taxonomy places the organism in Eukaryota, Metazoa, Chordata, Amphibia, Anura, Pelobatidae. Gene Ontology annotation, molecular function: UDP phosphatase activity; GDP phosphatase activity. Gene Ontology annotation, cellular component: plasma membrane. Gene Ontology annotation, biological process: nucleoside diphosphate catabolic process. The transcript is spliced from 10 exons. The record is from RefSeq and is a predicted model, not a curated record. Bases 850 to 2373 code for a protein of 507 amino acids.